Messenger RNA from Symsagittifera roscoffensis, 1320 nucleotides. RefSeq names its product large ribosomal subunit protein uL3-like. NCBI's taxonomy places the organism in Eukaryota, Metazoa, Xenacoelomorpha, Acoela, Convolutidae. The record is from RefSeq and is a predicted model, not a curated record. Gene Ontology annotation, biological process: translation. Gene Ontology annotation, molecular function: RNA binding; structural constituent of ribosome. Gene Ontology annotation, cellular component: ribosome; cytosolic large ribosomal subunit. Bases 42 to 1265 code for a protein of 407 amino acids. The transcript is spliced from 2 exons.
AAAAGCAAAUAUAACAUUGUUUAAGUUUUCAGGAGUGAAAAAUGUCUCACCGAAAGUUCGAAGCGCCAAGGCAUGGACAUCUUGGGUUUCUUCCCCGCAAACGAUGCAAGCGAGGUCGAGGAAAGAUAAAGGCGUUUCCGAAAGAUGACCCCUCCAAGAAGCCUCAUUUCACUGGAUUUAUGGGAUUCAAGGCUGGAAUGACCCAUGUCAUAAGAGAGGUUGAGAAACCAGGAUCCAAGCUGCACAACAAAGAGACCUCUGAACCCGUGACGAUGAUAGAAACACCACCAAUGACUGUAGUUGGUUGUGUCGGGUACAUCAAGACCCCCAAUGGUUUGAAGCAGCUAAAGACUAUCUGGGCAAAGCAUGUCAACGAUGGGUUCAAGAAGAGAAUUGUGAGGAAUUGGUAUCGAACCAAGAAGACAAAUGCGUUCUCUAAGAUUGCUUCAAGGUAUGGAUCGGAAAAGGAACUUGAAAAAUUGAAGGAGCUGAUGAAGAAGUAUUGCACUUCAAUUCGAGCUAUCUGCCAUACUCAGAUGGUUGUAAACAACAAAAAGCGAAUUCGAUCCGUGCAGACAAAGCGUGAUCCCAUCAUGGAAUUUCAGAUCAACGGAGGAACCAUUGCUGAGAAAAUCGAUUUUGUCGUCAGCAAGUUUGAACAGGAUGUACGGGUCAAAGAUGUGUUCAACUUCGAAGAAAUGAUAGACGUGAUUUGUAUUACAAAGGGUAAAGGUUUCAAGGGUGUCACUUCACGUUGGCAUACCAAGAAGCUUCCGCGAAAAACUCACAAAGGAUUGAGAAAGGUGGCAUGUAUCGGAGCCUGGCAUCCUGCUCGUAUCCAGUAUUCUGUUGCACGUGCUGGUCAAAAGGGUUACCAUCAUCGAACUGAGAUCAACAAGAAGAUCUACAGAGUUGGAGACAAAGAUGAAAUGAAGAAGUCAGGUGUUACUGAGGCUGAUAUUACCAACAAGACGAUAAAUCCAAUGGGUGGAUGGCCACUCUAUGGAUAUAUCAAGAAUGAUUUUCUCAUGAUCAAAGGAAGUUGCGGAGGACCUAAGAGACGUCUGUUGACGCUAAGAAAAAGCAUGUUGUCGCAUGUGGGAUCGAGAAGUGCCAUGGAGAAAGUGAAUUUGAAGCUUAUUGACACCACCAGCAAAAAGGGAACCGGCCGAUUCCAGACUACUGCUGAGAAGAAGGCCUACUACGGUCCGAGCAAGCGAGAACGAACCGUUGUGGUAUCCGCUGGUGGAGACAAGACUGUUUGAAACGUCUGAAUUGAUAUGUUUCCGGUUUUGUGUUGAGUAAUUCACUCUUCGCCUA